AUGAAUACAGCCCAUAAGGCGAAAGCUAUUAAGGCCAAAGUAUUCAUUGUUUUUUUAACAAAAUUUCCCUUUCCGACUUUUCUUACAGAAAUUCUCAACUGGUUCAUUGAAUUACGCAAAAAAUAUGGUCCUACAUUUCGCCUUUGGCUCGGCAAAGACCUCAUGGUAUUUUUCACCGAUCCCGAAGACGUCAAACAGUUGCUGAGUAACAACACCCUGCUAUACAAAUCAGAGAACUAUAAUAUUUUGAGUCCUUGGUUGGGUAAGGGCCUUUUGACUAAUGGUGGUGAAUCGUGGCAUACACGUAGAAAAUUAUUAACUCCAGCUUUUCAUUUUCGUAUAUUAAGUGAAUUUAAAGAACCCAUGGAAGAGAAUUGUAAAAUAUUAGUAAGCAAAUUGAGGGAGAAGGCAAACGGUGAACAAUUUGAUAUAUAUCCUUAUAUAACACUAUUUGCACUGGAUGCCAUUUGUGAAACGGCCAUGGGCAUUAAGAAACAUGCACAAAUGCAAAGUGAAUCGGAGUAUGUGAAGGCGGUACAGAAAAUUUGUCACAUUUUACACAAAAAAUCCUUUUCCUUUUGGCAGCGCAUAAAUAUAUUCUUUAAAUUUACUAAACCUGGAAGGGAAAGAGAUGAGGCUCUUAAAAUUUUACACAAUGAAACAAAUCGUGUUAUUAAAUUAAGGCGUAAACUUUUAGAAGAUUCUCAAAUACACAAUAUGAAUGAUGCCCAAAAAGCCGAUACUAUUGUGGGACAAAAAAGACGUUUAGCUUUUCUCGAUAUGUUGCUGAUCUCUCAAAUGGAAGGAGUACCUCUUAGUGAUCGUGAAAUACGUGAAGAAGUUGAUACCUUUAUGUUUGAGGGUCAUGAUACGACUAGCUCAGCCAUAGGAUUUGCCAUAUAUUUACUCUCCCAACAUGCCGAUGUCCAACAACAGGCCUACGAAGAAGCAAUAGCUCUUGAGGGCCGUGAGAAGGAGGCCAUGCCUUAUUUGGAGGCGGUUAUCAAAGAAACAUUACGUCUUUAUCCCUCAGUACCUUUCUAUUCUCGCCGUAUUACCGAAGAUCUUAAUGUUGGUUCUCUUAUUGUGCCUAAGGAUGCCAGUAUUAGUAUUUUAACUUAUAUGGUACAUCGUGAUGAGAAAAAUUUUCCCGAUCCCGAGAAAUUUGAUCCUUUACGUUUCUUGUCGAAGGAAAAUAAUUUACAUCCCUUUAGUUUUGUAGCCUUUAGUGCUGGUCCCCGUAAUUGUAUUGGACAAAAAUUCGCCAUGUUAGAAUUGAAAUGUUCUUUGUCGUAUCUUUUGCGUAAUUUUGAAUUUUUACCCGUUAAAGAUUUUAAACCACAACCAUUGGCCGAAUUGGUUAUGAAAAGUGGUAAUGGAAUACAGAUUAAAUUGAAGAUGCGUUAGGGAGGUUUUAAUACAUUUAAAAUUUUUUAAUAUAUUUUAAAAUUUAAA
Lucilia cuprina (Australian sheep blowfly) is the source of this 1455-nucleotide messenger RNA. It is a transcript of the gene Cyp4s3, whose product is annotated as probable cytochrome P450 4s3. The record is from RefSeq and is a predicted model, not a curated record. The transcript is spliced from 3 exons. Gene Ontology annotation, molecular function: iron ion binding; heme binding; oxidoreductase activity, acting on paired donors, with incorporation or reduction of molecular oxygen. NCBI's taxonomy places the organism in Eukaryota, Metazoa, Arthropoda, Insecta, Diptera, Calliphoridae. Bases 1 to 1407 code for a protein of 468 amino acids.